AUGGUGAAGCUCUCCAGUCGUCGGCAGCGUCUCGGUCUCCCAGGAGAAGCGGGAGUCGCUGACGAGUCUCUUCGGGCUCCAGCCUACAGUGGCUCGUCCGGGUCUCCACCGCCGUGUGGGCACCUGCCUCUUCCUCGCUUCACCACUCGCGCUUUCCACAAAACCCGCCCAGCAGGCAGAGGGUGCAGGAACCUUCCGGCGACCUCGACAUCCGCUCCGGUGUCGCCCUGCGCGUCUCGGCCGCUUUCCCGUCUGUCUUCGAGAGUCGACCCAGCGCAUGCAACGGACAGCCGGUCUCCAAGCUCACAGGGUUCAGGGGUCUUGACGCGGGUUCUGUCUCUGCUUCGCUCCCCCAGCCGGCUCGGCUGCUGGGCACAUUCCCGAAACCCCGCCUCGCUCUCUCUCCCGCUUCUCCCUUCUCCCGGAUACGGCUCAGACCUGGCAGAGACGGAAAGCGCCCUUCCGCCGAUACACCACGAGAACAGAAGCACAGAGCGAGAAGAAAGACAAGAUACCGGCGGACACCUCCCGCGCCGCCCCCGUAAAACGCGUUCCUCUUCCGCGUCUCCGUCUUCUUCUCCCUCGUGCUCGUUCUCACCUUGCGACCCGUUGGCGCCGUCUCCGCGCGGCCGGGCCCUGUGGCACGGCGGCCUGAGGAGGCCCAGCGAAACCCCGCAGCGGCUGCGGAGCCUGCAGCGGCCAAAUGGCGAUGAGGCGCUGGAGACGACCGUGAGCGGGUGGAGCUGGGCCUCGUCGGUCUGCCCGGAGAGCCCCGCCUCGUUCGGGACCCGAUCGCCUCGCGAAUCUGUAGCCGCAGCUGUGCCUACAGACGCGAGGGCGCUGGAGGCGCAUCCCGCGUCUCGCUCCCCGGGGAGACAGGGGAGAACCCCCCGGGAAGACGAGAGCGAAGGCAAAGACCCCACGGAAGAAAAGGAAGGAGCGGACGGGGCGCAGACACCCAUUCGCGUCGAAGAGCUGAGUCUUUUCAGUGAGGGAAGCGCUUUCUCUCUGGUCGCUGGGCCUUCUUUUCGGGACAGCGAAGAGUCCACGGGACACGUGGAGGGAGUCGACCAAGGACGAGAGCGACACGGAAGAGAGCAAGAGACUGGCGAGGCCGCAGAGGACGAGAACGAAGACCUACAGAGAGUUCUGUGCGAGGUGGGUUCGAUUUCGGUCCUCUCAACCCCUUGUCGGUCCUCGGUGGUGUCUCUUGUCGAAAUCUCUGCGGCGUCUGCGUCGGUUGUUUUGGAAGACGAGGGGAGCGAGGAAGCGGAAACUCGCCAUGCACUUUCGCAACGGGACAGCCGCAGUGCUGAGGCGGACGGACAGUUUGGAAGAGGCAGCGAGGCCGACGAGGCAGGCGACGCGAGGCGUCCGAGCUCGACGGCGACGGAUUUGCGUCUGGAUUUUUUCGCCGUUCCCAGCUCGUCGUUGCUGACUUCGCCCGAAACUGUGAGACAGGACUGUCCAGACAUGCCGCGCCUGCGCUCCGCUGGCGCCACGUGCGGACCUGAAGACUUCGAGGCCGCAGUUCUCUCGUCGUUCGACGACUCGGGCGACGUACCAGGAGAAGGCGCCGUCGUUCCUCUCCGUCCCUCCCCUUCCGGCUCUCGGGCGACAUCUCGAUCCCGAGAACCGCGCACAGAGGGAAGCGGUGCAUCACUCUCUGCGUCGCCUUCCUUUCCGCCGUCGUUCCCCGCUGCAGAUUUGUUCGGCCCUUCCUCGCGGCACGGGGCCGGUCUCGACAGCCUGCCCCCGCAGUUGGCUGUAACGUCGCAUCUGCAUGCGCCCCCGUCCGAGCGCUCCGGCCCAGGUCAGCGCGUCUCCGCCUCCAGCUCUGCGCUGGGCCUCGAGUCUUCUCUCUCAGCCCCGCCAGAGGGGCGAAGCGAAAUCGACUCGUUUCCAGUGCGACGCGCAGGCCGCCGAGCAGUUGUGGUCCACGACGGUGUCUCCUCGCGAAACGGCCGCAGGCGGAGUCUCGAGGUGUCCCGUCUCUUCUCCGCGAUCGGGGACCUCGUCGCGGAGGCCCGAGAGGAGGCUGGGCGCGCAGCAGCCGAAAGAGCCGAACGAGCAGAGAGAGCAGAGGGAGUCGAGAGACCGGAGGGAGAUGACAACCUUGACGCGGCGAGCGAUACGGAAGGCCUCUCCCUGCAUCUGGACUGGGAAGCCGUGCUGGGCCCUCUGGAUCCCGCGGAACUCCAUCGCGCCGCCACAGCCGCUGCUGCUCAAGCUGCUGGCGAAGAAGGGACAGUCUCUCUUCUCCGCGCAUCGCAGACCUGCGACAGCGGAGCAGACCCGCUCCUGAGUGUCUCGAGGAGCGUCGCGAUUCUCUGGGAGGCGAACAAGGCCAGGCGACGGAGAGAAUGCAUGCAGCGUGGGUUCCUGAAAACGGUCGACGAGGUCCCCUUCACGUGCCCGGUGUGCCUCGAGUGCUUCGCGAGUUCUGGCGGGAGCGCGGGCACCUCAGCCGAUGCUCGCGAGCGCGCCAAGGGGAACUGCGUGGUGGGGGGGAGGGAACAGCCCAGUCAAGAAGGGGAGAAAACGGGAAAACUCGAGAGGGAAAAGAAGAGCGCUGUGGAGUUGGAGCGUGAGAGACGAGGAGAGGAAGCGGCAGAGAGCGAGCACGGGGCUAUGGAGUUGGACGGGCGGGUUGCGAAUCGUCACAGGUCGCCGGCUGUCGAAGCCGCAGCCAGACGAGAGGAAGGAGAUGCGCAAAGAGACGAGGAAGCAAGACAACCUGCCCGUGGGCUGGCUAAUCGGCAGGGAUCAACGGCAGAGCUUGAAAUCCAGGACGGUACCUCGUGCACGGUUCCAGUCCGGGCGACUCCGAGCGCAGGAGGAUCCGAGACUAGACACUCGAGCGGUGACGGAGAGUGCCUCGCCGACCUAUCUGCACGCUCCAGUGGAGAAGCGAAUGACCGGAACGACCCGGAGGAUGCACACGUUCCGGCAGACGCCGGCAGUCUCCCGCGCUCCGAAAACACCAGCGGGAGAGAAGACUUUGGAGAGGAGGAAGUUUCGGUCCCAGCAGAACGGACAGCCGUGAGGCUGUUGCGGCCCGACGGCCGGACGCCCUCGCCGCUCCGCGGUUCCGGCGGAUAUACACCGCACCGUCCCGGUGCGCGUCGGCGCGCGGUCCAGAGCGUCGGGGCGAAGAGCAAAGAAGACGCGGAAGGGCGCGAAUCGGCGGAGACGAAACUUCUCGAGAUCAUUUCCAUGGCUGGGCGAUGUCACCACGAAGUCUGCAGCUGUUGCGCCGGAGAGUGGGUGAAACACCAACUGCUCAGCAGCGUGGCGCCUGCUACGUGCCCAGUGUGCCGAGCGGGACACUUUGACGUCAGCGCUGUCCGUUUCCUCGCCGCGACUCUGGGCGAAUGGCUGCAGUACGAGGGCCUUCUGCAGGCGGGGCGCAGCCUGCCUCCGGUGCUCUCCGCCAGUAGCCCGCAGUCAGCCUCCGAGGCGCUGCCCGAACACGAGACGCGGGACCCGGAAACCGCGCGAGAAGAGCUGGAGCAAGACGAAGAAGCCGCGACGGACUCUCGGCGACAGUCCGUCAACGACUUACUCAGCCUUCUUCUCCCCCCCGAGCACGCCGAGAGGCAGCACGAGCACCAGCAAGCCCUCCUCGAAGACGACGUCUUCGUCCACGGCUUCCGCAGAUGCCCAGGAUGCGGCAUUGCGAUCCAGCGUGUGGGGUCGCUCGACGAUGUCGUCUGCCGGUGCGGCUGUCGCUUUUGCUUCGCCUGCGGGGAGUCUCUGCCUUCACAGUCCUUCUGGGCGCUCCUGCAGCACCGCCGGUCGUGUCGCACAGCCUCCUUCUCCUUCGGGUCUCCCUCCCUGACGCGCUCCUCCCAGAACCGGUCCUCCCGUGUGUCUUCUUCCUCUUCGUCGCCUACCUAUUCGUAUUCUGCCACGUCUUCGGAGGCUGCCUCGGCCUUCCCGUCGUUCGGCGUGACGGUUCGCGGACGGCCCGGAGGCGGAGACGCUGCUGCGCGAAGCGGUGCGGAGACGUCCCCGGGGGGCAUCGGAGCUGUGGGGGCGAGCCUGGCCUUCCUGUUGAGAGGCCGCGAGGGCGUCAACGGCGGUUCGUUGUUCGGCAGGCUUCUCUGA
This is a messenger RNA of Neospora caninum, 4110 nucleotides long. RefSeq lists its product as hypothetical. NCBI's taxonomy places the organism in Eukaryota, Apicomplexa, Conoidasida, Eucoccidiorida, Sarcocystidae. The record is from RefSeq and is a predicted model, not a curated record. The transcript has 3 exons. Bases 1 to 4110 code for a protein of 1369 amino acids.